Molecule: messenger RNA, 987 nt
Organism: Aspergillus calidoustus
Lineage: Eukaryota; Fungi; Ascomycota; Eurotiomycetes; Eurotiales; Aspergillaceae
Source: the annotation of a GenBank genome assembly
AUGUAUACUGACUGGUUUCCAGUCUUUCUCCGCGUCAUGGAAUAUUAUGCGGGCAUUCUGUUCCUCACCACGAAUCGUGUUGGCGACUUUGACGAAGCAUUCACCUCACGUAUUCACGUCAGCCUCUACUAUCCCGACCUGUCUGAUAAACAGGCGGUGGAGAUCUUCAAGUUGAAUCUGGGAAUGAUUGAGGAGCGCUUCCGACCAAAGGGCAGGAAAAUCAAGAUCGACGAUGUCGACAUCAUACUUUUUGCGGACAAUUAUUUCAAGGAGCACCCUCAUGGGAGAUGGAAUGGUCGUCAGAUCCGCAAUGCCUGCCAGACAGCACUAGCCCUCGCCGAGUACGAAGCCCAGGAAGCCCAAGGCGAUGACCCUCAGAAUAGCGUCAAAACGGACGCGGCUGUGAAUCUGACGGUCGCCCAUUUUGCCGUUGUCAGCGACGCCUAUCUCGAAUUCAUCGACUACAUCAACCGUCUCUUCGGAACGAAUAGCUCGCGUCGGGCCCAUGAGGACAAGCUGCGUGCGUUCUUGGCAGAUGCUAAUGACAGCAUCGUGGCCAGCCUGAUGGAUAAAAAAGCUGCAUUUUCCCGCAGUACGCGGCCCCAGCAGUCCCAGCCUCAGGCUCAGUACCCAGCGGCGCCUGCUGUGGCACCACCCGCUGACCCGUACUACGGAUAUACUCAACCAGCCCGCGCGCCCAGAGGGUCCCUUAAUCCGAAUGCGAUGCCCCCUCAGAGACAACCGUACGGCAACAACGAGUGGAGUUCUGUGCCACAAGGGCCUCCGCGAGGAGCUCAUACCCCCGAGCCGCCAUAUAUCCCCUCGCAACAAAGUCCGCAAGCACGAAUACACAUUCCGCGCAGCGCUCAGUACGCGAACCAGCCGACGGCUUCUGCCUUUACUGAACCUGAGCCCCCGUAUACCGGACAAGAACUCCCGGGUGGUUUGUCGUCGGCUCCAAGUGGCAAUGCACCCGCACAUGGCUAG